Molecule: messenger RNA, 2390 nt
Organism: Arabidopsis lyrata subsp. lyrata
Lineage: Eukaryota; Viridiplantae; Streptophyta; Magnoliopsida; Brassicales; Brassicaceae
Product: AP2-like ethylene-responsive transcription factor TOE2
Exons: 9
Coding region: 741-2210 (489 amino acids)
Biological process (GO): regulation of DNA-templated transcription
Molecular function (GO): DNA binding; DNA-binding transcription factor activity
Source: RefSeq, a predicted model, not a curated record
UACCAAUCUUGUUGGUUACUUAUUUGUUUGCAGAUUCAUAAGAGAUAAAACCAAAUUUGGUUUGAUUCAUUCUAUAAAAUAUUCACAAAAAAGCUUACACACACAUGACACAACUAUAGUUUUAGUGCAAUGCCAAACUUUAAACAGUAAAUUUGAUGAUAGUAUUACACUAAUUAUAAACUAAACCAAGCCUAAUAAAACAAAACAAGUAGCACGUUUUAACUUUAACCGGGAACUGACAGAACCGGUAUCAAAUUGCCGAGAAAGAUGGAAGGAAUAAAUAAAUGUUAUAAUGUUCCUUUGUUGCCACUAACCCACAGGCUUACGUCCCAUCAUCAUUCCUUCCCCGUUCGCCGACGAUUAUCUCUUUCGUCCGGCGAAAGCUAUUUUGUCUCUUCAAAUCUUCAUCGUCAUCCAUGUCUCCUCAAUCUCGUUUCUCUCCUUAGUGAUCGAGCUUUUCCUUCUUUCUCUGUAAUUAUUAUUCCUUCUCCGUCGCGAAUCCUCGCCGUAUUUCAGAAUCUAAAUCUCUCUGAUUUAUUUUUCCAUACACUUACAGAUUUUCUCCGAUGAAAUGUGAUUUUUGAGCUCUGUUUAUUUCAAAUCGACGGCGAUCGUUGAAAUUUAUUGGUCGGAUUAGUGUAUAAGUUUGAUCAAUGUGUAAGUAAGAGCUUGAAGAAAUAGUUGUUGUUGUUGUGAAAAUCUCAGAGUUUGUUUACUUUUUUGUUGACUUUUUGAGAUUGAUGCUGGAUCUCAAUCUCGACGUCGACUCGGCCGAGUCUACUCAGAACGAACGAGAUUCGGUUACUGUUGAAGGGGUUUCUUUGAAUCAGAUGGAUGAAUCAGUGACGUCGAACUCUUCUGUUGUUAAUGCUGAAGCUUCUAGCUGCAUAGAUGGUGAAGAUGAGUUGUGUUCUACACGAACCGUCAAGUUUCAAUUUGAGAUACUAAAAGGAGGAGAGGAAGAAGAAGAAGAAGAAGAUGAUGAUGAAAGAAGUGCUGUGAUGAUGACUAAGGAGUUUUUUCCUGUUGCUAAAGGCAUGAAUUUUAUGGAUUCGAGCGCACAAAGUUCCAGGAGCACCGUUGAUAUUUCCUUCCAGAGAGGGAAACAAGGCGGAGACUUUCUUGGAAGUGGAAGCGGUGCCGAUGCUGCACGGGUGAUGCAGCCACCAUCACAGCCGGUGAAGAAAAGCAGGAGAGGUCCUAGGUCUAAGAGUUCGCAGUAUAGAGGCGUCACUUUCUAUCGGAGGACAGGGAGAUGGGAAUCGCAUAUCUGGGAUUGCGGUAAACAAGUUUAUUUAGGUGGAUUUGAUACUGCCCAUGCUGCAGCUAGGGCGUAUGAUCGAGCUGCUGUCAAGUUCCGGGGUCUGGAGGCUGACAUCAAUUUCAUUAUCAGCGAUUAUGAAGAGGAUCUCAAAUGGCGAAUCUUUCCAAAGAGGAAGUUGUGCAAGUACUUCGGCGACAGAGCUCUGGUUUCUCAAGGAAUAACUCAAGAUAUCAAGGAGUUUCUUUGCAAAAGAUUGGCGGGUGGGGAGCUCAAAUGGAGCAGUUUCAUGGAAACAUAUUCUUAUGUAAUUAGGGCUUCUGACAAGGCAGCCAUACAAUGGAAUGGAAGGGAAGCGGCUUCCUUAAUUGAGCCUCAUGCAUCCCGGAUGAUUCCCGAGGCAGCUAAUGUUAAGCUCGACCUCAACUUGGGAAUCUCUCUUUCACUGGGAGAUGGUCCAAAGCAAAAAGAAAGGGCUCUUCGGCUUCACCAUGUCCCUAAUAUUACUGUAUGUGGAAGGAACAUCAUGAUGGAGAACCACAUGGCUGCAGCGGCAUGUGAUACGCCUUUCAAUUUCUUGAAGAGGGGUUCAGACCAUCUUAAUAACCGGCAUUCCCUUCCUUCUGCGUUCUUUUCACCCAUGGAAAGAACACCAGAGAAAGGUCAUAUGUUACGUUCUCAUCAAAGCUUCCCAGCCAGGACAUGGCAAGGGCAUGAUCAGUCCAGUGGUGGGACCGCCGUAGCAGCUACAGCACCGCCUCUGUUCUCAAAUGCAGCAUCAUCAGGAUUCUCACUCUCAGCUACACGCCCACCUUCAUCCAUAGCUACUCCUCAUCCCUCUCAGCCCUUCUUAAAUAUGAAUCAGCCCGGUCUCUAUGUUAUCCACCCAUCUGAUUACACAUCUCAGCACCACCACAAUCUCAUGAAUCGCCCACAACCACCACCAUAGCUUCCUCCUUCUCCCGCCUAGCUCAAGGUAAGACUUUCUUGGAAACAACAACAUUCAACUCAUUAUUUUGGCUCAGCAUUACAAGCUGCAGUUUCGUCCUCCUGUUCAAUACAUUACGCUGACAAUCCAAAAGAAAGAACCCAGUUUUGAUGGAAGACCCCUAGGGUAUGAGAUGUUUGU